UGAGCUAAAUAUACGAGGUUUAAGUGUUACUACAUUUCAGAAUCCAGUUCUUCUUCAACUUAUUAUACAGAAAAUAUCCGUUUAUACUAGAAUUGGUGGGACUAGGCAGUUUACAAGAAUGAUUAAACAACUGGAAACACUUAAUAAUGAUUCACUGAAUGAGCUUCUUUUGGUGGAUGUUAAUAACACCUUGCUUGAUCAAAACUUCAGUAAUACCGUUAGACACCAGCAGAGUUUGUACGACCAGCCGGUAAUUAAGAGCGUCCGGGUCACUACGCUCUGUGUUCUAGCAGUUUUGGGAUUUAUAGGAAACUUAGUCGUGCUUUUUUGGUUGUGGAACCAUCGGGCCAGAAAAUCACGUGUACUACGACUUUUCCUUAACCUGACAAUAGCAGAUGUGCUAGUAACAGUGUGUGCUACUGGUCCCCAGCUGGUGUGGGAGUAUUAUGGUCGAGAAUGGAGGGCAGGGGAUGUUGUUUGUCGAUUGGUGAAGUUCCUGCAGACAUUCUCUAUCUGCGCUUCCAACUAUCUUAUCGUAGCCAUCGCUUUAGACCGUUACAAGGCUAUCCGAAGACCGCUGUCUCCUCCGUGGAAGACUUUUCACCUGGCUAGCUGGAGCUGGUUAUUAGCUGGUUUGACCAACUUCCCUUGUUUCUUUCUUUUUCGUCAAAUGGAUUAUCAGAAUCAAACCGUCUGUAGAAAUGUGUUGUAUGAUGCUCCUGCUGUCUUUCUCAAAGUCUAUCUAACAGCUGUAGUUGUGCUUGUCUUCAUCAUUCCCUUACUGGUCAUCAGUGUUUGUUACACCAGAAUAAUCCAGAAGAUAUCUCAGAAGGCAGAAGAAAUUGUCUGUCAAACAACGUUCGGGAAUGGUGCACGUCCAGAUGGAUUUGCAUUACAACGUUUACCAAACAACUGCUUAUCCCGAGCUAAGCAGAAAACUUUGCGAAUGACGUUUGUGGUAAUUACAUCUUUUCUGCUCUGCAGCUCACCUUACUGUAUUGUUGAAAUGUGGAGAAUGUAUGGCAAUGCCACCUACAUGAGUGCCAUGACUUAUUCUAUCCUUGCUGCCUUAGCUGUUUCCAACUCUUCUACAAAUCCUUUUGUCUUCCUCUUCUUUCAUUGCAGUGUAGGCGUUAGACGUCCAGCUAGGAUCCUCAGUAGACAGCUUAGUAAUUCUCCCAAGUUCAGGCUCUUUACGUCCAAACUUCGCCAUCAGAAGGAAGUCUCUUGUCCUCAACAAAAUGAUAUUUUUCUUGAUGUAAAGUCCAGAGAUACAUCAAUGGCCAGUAGCUGCUUCAACAACAACACACGUUACCAACUGACCAGAGUGCAAAACCGUCAUCGGAAAGCAAAAGGUUUCAUGGAGACGCAGCGGCUCUGAAUACAUGUUUUCAAAUUUAUAUGUUUUCUGAUCUAUCCGUUUGCAUGCUCAUCAUCGUCUAUUUUACACCCCCCUCAAAAGCCUCUGAAUAUGAAAUUGUGAUUGGUAUGAAUAUAUUAACAUAACCUGGAUUUGAAUACAUUAAUGGUAACAACACUAGAUGUUCUUUAUAUGUGUGUGUAUAUAUAUAUAUAUACUUCCUGAUUUAAUCUGCUUAUAUAUGAUGAUGUUACUUAUUAUGCCUAAGCGUUUAACAUCCUUCCGUGUAUAGAAAUUGAAUAAAGUUUAAUCUCUAAAUGUUAUAGUGACAUCAGAACCUCUGAAAGUAAAGGGUGUCCAAUUAGCAUGAGCUCCAUUAGAUUUUAACUCAGUCCUUUGCAAUGUUCUUCCUUCAUCAAUACAAUAAAAACGAUAUAAUUUCAUUGUAUAGACCACGUUUGGAGUAUUGUGUUCAGACUUGGGUUCCUUACCUUAAGAAGGACAUUAAAUUGUUGGAAAGGGUUCAUAGGAGGGUUACUAACCUUGGAUUGAGAGGUUUUCAUAUGAGGAGAGGUUGAAAUCUCUCAAAUUGUUUUCGCUUGAAAAAAUAAGAGUUAGG
Messenger RNA from Limulus polyphemus (Atlantic horseshoe crab), 1979 nucleotides. RefSeq names its product mesotocin receptor-like. Gene Ontology annotation, molecular function: peptide binding; vasopressin receptor activity. The coding region runs from base 119 to 1381 and encodes 420 amino acids. Gene Ontology annotation, cellular component: membrane. The transcript has 2 exons. Lineage: Eukaryota; Metazoa; Arthropoda; Merostomata; Xiphosura; Limulidae. The record is from RefSeq and is a predicted model, not a curated record. Gene Ontology annotation, biological process: G protein-coupled receptor signaling pathway.